UUAUAAAAAGAGACAAAGAGCUGAGGUUGGGUCAUAUGUUUUAAAAAUUCAAAAUACCAUGCUGUAUGUUUUUGUUUGGUAUCCCUUACAUGCAUUCAAUGAGAGAUUUAGUCUAUUCUUUCAUGGGAAUUCGGUUAGUAUUACUAUGUUUUCUUACCUUUCACUUUCAUUGGACACACAAAACAUUUAUUUAACAGUACAUAACCUUCAGGCGUUAAAUUGAUUUAUUUUUACUGGUAUUUGUAGAAUAAGAUAUUGAUUAUAUACAGUAAUUAGUGUGGUCAUUUGGAAACCAAAAUCUUGUAAACAUGGAUGGUUCUAAAGCAAGAGUAAAACCUCCAGAAAAAUUGAAAGGGGUUGAUAAAAGAAGAAGAAGUAUCACCCUGACAACAGAAAUGUUAAAAGAAAGACAGAAUCAAAUUCGUGCUAGCAAAGAAGCCAUGAAAGCAAGAUUAACUGACGAGCACCAAUACAUUCUAUCAAUUUUAGCGUUUAAAACUGAUCUAACUAUGGAUACAGUUCUUGACUUUAUUGUGGAAAAUGAAGAGAGUAUAGAUUUGAUGAACAAUUUUUUCUUACCUGGUGGACGAAGAUCUUUGCUUUUUUAUUAUCAGCAGUGUCAGGAGGGAAGUAACACAGAGUUACGUACAAGAGCUAUUCAACAUACACAAGCGGAACAUCCUCUGCGAUUAUUUAUUACGGACGGAACAACAAAACCUCUAACUGGCCUGCUUCUAUAUUUUAUUCGUCCAAGCAAUUUAAAAGAGUUGAAAGUGAGAAAUUUAGCUGAGGAAGUUUGUUUUGGUACCAUGGAUUGUUCUGAUGGUUGUGGUAUUUUACAUGCCUUGGCUAAGAUCAUGUCCAGUAUUUAUUCACCAGCUGUUCAAGCACUCAAAACAUGGGGUGAUCUUGACGAAACUCCCCAGGGACUAUUUGCAAAAAAAGAAUUUUUAAAAUCCUUGGGUUCAUUUACUCAUUUUAUUGAUGCCACCCAUAUGGCUCUUAGUGAUUCGAUUGAAUUGAAAGCCUGUGAAGCUAUCAAUGUUUAUGAAUACAACACUACUGCUCAAUUUCUGUCUGUGGUGAACAAUCCAGAACUUCUGCAGCAAUUAGAGGAGCUUAUUCAAGUUUGGUGCAAACAAAUUGAACAGGUACUUGCAGAGAGUGAGCAGAUGAGAAAAGAAGCAGAUGACACUGGACCCAUUGCAGAACUUGAACACUGGAGACAAAGAAGAGCAAAAUUUAAUUCUUUGUUAGAUCAAAUAAAGAGUAAACAAUGUAAAACUGUCAUUGGUAUCCUUCUGCAUGCAAAGUCUAAAGUUUUGAAGACAUGGAAAGAAUUGGAUAAUAGAAUUACUGAUGCUGCAAAUGAAGCGAAGGAUAAUGUGAAAUAUCUUGAUACAUUGGAAAAAUCAUGCCACCCUCUAUAUCAGAGUGAUCCGGUCAAAAUGAUCACAGCUAUUCCGAAAUUGAUUGGUGCUAUCCAAAUGAUUCAUUCAACGUCGCAGUAUUACAACACUUCGCAAAGGAUGACUUCACUUUUUAUUAAGGUAACAAAUCAAAUGGUCACAGCAUGUAAACAGUAUGUUACAGAUGGCCAACUGAAUAGAAUUUGGGACCAGCCACGUAAACCAUUGAUUGAAAAACUAAAUGCUUGCAUUACUUUGAAUCGAGAAUACCAAAACUGUUUCCAAAAAACCAAACAAAAGAUUGAAGAGGACCCUUUGGAGAAACCUUUUGAGUUCUCAGAGAUGUAUAUUUUUGGAAAAUUUGAUACAUUUUGCAGGAGACUACAAAAAAUCAAGGAGUUAAUGACUAAUCUUGAGAUUUACAGCAUUUUACAUGUGUCAAAAAUUGAGGGUAUAGAUGUUUUAGCUGCAAGAUUUGAUAACAUAUAUAAAAACAUGCAGAAGAAAAAUUAUGACGCGCUGGAUCAUAGAAAAACUGACUUUGAUUACGACUUUAAAGAAUUUAAAGAAAGAAUUGAAGAGCUGGAGUGUCAACUCCAAAAUUUUAUGGAUGAUUGUUUUGAAAAACUAACGUCAACAAUCCAAUCAUUGCAGUUGCUCGAGAGAUUUGAAAAUUUGAGUAUUCCCAGUAUGAAAGAUGCUAUUGAUUUUAAGUAUGAUCAGUUAUUUCAGCAGUUUGGUGUGGAAGUUAUCAAAGUCGGCAAGUUGUAUGAAAGAUUACGAGAAGAUCCCCCUGUGCAGCGUGAUUUACCACCAAUUUCUGGAAAGAUUGCUUGGGCGCGUCAACUAACAAGAAGGAUUCGUGAUCCAAUGAAUUAUUUUGAAAAGCACAUAUCCUCCAUGACUAAAAAGGAGUCUCUGCGAAUUAUUCACAAUUUUAAUAAGGUUGCACAAAUCCUUUUACAAUUUGAGAUGGUUUACAUGGAAGCAUGGUCUUGCGAUGUUACAGCCAUUAAAACAGGAUUGCAAGUAUCACUAAUCAUCCGAAACAAGGAGACCAAUACUUUGUUAGUUAAUUUUGACCCAUCAAUCACACAAUUGAUACGUGAAACAGACUGUAUGAUAAAAAUGGACAUCGAUGUACCUGAAGCUGCCAAGCAAGUUUACCAAAGACAAGAUCUAUUAAAGGAAUAUCAAGAUAAUUUAAAGAUGAUGAUUGACGAAUAUAUGCGUAUCAAGGCGUCUAUCCCAGCAAUAUUUUUACCAAUGCUCAAACCUCAUUUAAACAAGGUUGAAGCACAAAUUUCGCCAGGUCUUACUAUGCUGAGUUGGAAUUCUUUAAAGAUAAAUGAUUACAUCAGAAAUGUUUAUCAUCAUUUGAAUGAACUGGAGAUUCUAAAUAAACAAGUUAUGGACAUAAGAGAUUCCAGAAUUGAUUCUCUACUACAAAGUAUCAUCAAUACACAACUGUGUGAAGUACCUGGAGAUGUUCCAUGGACAGUUGAACAGUUUGAGAAAAGAACUAAUGAAAUGUGUAAUAUUGCAGCUACAAAAAUCGAAGCAACAAGUAGAAAGAUUGAGCAAGCGGUUGGUAAUAUCAUAGAAGUUUUUGCCAAUAAUUAUGAGAGAAUUAAAGAACGUUCAAAACCAAGAUGUCGACGUGAAGAGCCUGAUGUUGAAACUCCUGAGGAGAUUGCUUGGAAAGAACGAAUGAGGAUUCAAGAUGCAGAAUUAAAAGAAGAAAAUCAGGAAUUACUGAACACUUUUAGUAACCGAAUGGUUGACGCUUUAUUAAAAUGUGUGCGGAAUUCCCUUGAUCUUUUGAAGAGAAGGGUAUUUCAGGGUUCAAGUGGACAUCUUUAUGGUAAAUCCUAUUUAGCCAAAGAUUUGCCAGAUGCUAUGAAAAACUCUGUGGCAUCAUUUUUUAAGGCUGAUAUCAUUCUUUCAAUUCCCAAUGUCACAGUCCAGCCAUCUUUAGACGAUAUCCAACAAGCAUUGAACAAAGGUUACCAAAGCGUGUUAGAAGUAUGCAGAAGUGUUAAACAAUGGGAAAAACUAUACACAGAACAAACAGAUGCUUCUCCUAAACCAAGAAAUUAUCACAAGUAUGUUGCAGACCACAAAGAUGUAACAAAGUUGAUUGUAAUGCUUACAUCAGCAAUCAGUUCAGCAAAAGCUGAAGCAGCAAGGUGUGUCAAUCAUUUUAACACUUAUGCAUUUUUAUGGAAGGGCGACAGAGAAGAAGCUAUACAAGAAUUUCUAGCAUCUGAACCAAUUUUGUCAGAAUUCAAAGCAGAAAUUUUGAAGUAUCAAAAUUUAGAACAGGAAAUAUCAAAGAUUCCAGAUGCAUUUGCUAUUGGGCACAAGGCACUUCAACUUAAUUCUGAACCAAUUAAGUUGGCCUUAAAGGUUGAAGCUAAAAAUUGGAAAAUGGCGGUGGGUAGAAAUUUGAACUACAAGUAUCGAGGCAUACUUGAGGAUAUUGUGACAUUUGUUGGCGACUACUCCAGACGUCUUAUUCAUCCAAUUGAAGAUUUAGAUGAUGUACGAUUUGUAAUGGCCGCUCUAAAUGAUAUCCGUCAAAAUGAAAUAAGGAUUGACAUGUCACUUUCUCCUAUUGAAGAAGCGUACAGCAUGUUAAACAAAUUUGGAGUACAAUAUAAUAGAGAAGAGUCCGAAAAAGUUGACUCUCUGAGAUACUCUGUUCUAAAGCUUUUUAGACAAGCUUCCACGGUUCAAACUGAGCUGGUAAAGAUUCAACCGAAAUUCAAAGGCGGGUUACUAGAAGCAGUUGAAGGCUUCAAAGUAGAUUCUGAUGCAUAUUAUCAGGACUAUGACAAUCUUGGACCAAUGGUACCUGGAAUAAGUCCUCAAGAAGCAAGUGAUCGAUUAUCUUUAUUCCAGACACGGUUUGAUGAUUUAUGGCGUCGUUACCAAACCUAUUCUGGUGGAGAAGAAUUAUUUGGCUUGCCUAAAACAGAAUAUGAAGAUCUGGCUCGUAUUAAAAAAGAAUUGAGUCUGCUUCAAAAACUAUAUGGUUUAUAUAAUGCUGUGAUUGAUGGCGUUAAUGGCUAUUAUGAUAUUUUAUGGCACGAUGUUGACAUAGAAAAGAUCAAUAAUGAGCUAGUUGACUUUCAAAACAGGUGCCGUCGUUUGCCCAAAGCGUUAAAAGAAUGGGAUGCGUAUAAUGAACUAAAACAAAAGAUUGAUGAUUUCAAUGAAUGCUGUCCUCUGCUUGAGUUGAUGGCAAAUAAAGCAAUGAAGCAAAGGCAUUGGGAUAGGAUGGAACAACUUACUGGUCAUCACUUUGACAUAUUAAACGAAAAUUUUUGCUUGAGAAAUAUCAUGGAAGCUCCUUUGUUGAAACAUAAGGAAGAUAUUGAGGAUAUUUGCAUAUCAGCUGUGAAGGAAAAGGAUAUCGAGGCUAAGUUAUCACAAGUAGUAACUGAAUGGAAGGCUCAAGUUUUAUCAUUUGGUUCAUUCAAGACAAGAGGGGAAUUAUUAUUAAAAGGAGGAGAAACAAUGGAUAUAGUGUCAUUGCUGGAAGACAGCUUAAUGGUCCUGGGUUCUCUCAUGAGUAACAGGUAUAAUGCACCUUUUAAGAAAGACAUUCAGUUGUGGGUGCAGAAACUCUCCAACACUUCAGAUAUUAUUGAAAGCUGGAUGGUUGUUCAAAACUUGUGGGUUUAUUUGGAAGCAGUUUUUGUAGGUGGUGAUAUCGCUAAACAACUUCCAAAGGAAGCAAAACGAUUUCAAAACAUUGAUAAAUCAUGGGUGAAGAUUAUGACUCGUGCACACGAAACUCCAAAUGUAGUCACGUGUUGUGUGGGUGAUGAGACGAUGGGUCAAUUACUGCCGCACUUACUCGAGCAGUUGGAAGUUUGUCAGAAAUCUCUAACUGGUUAUUUAGAGAAGAAAAGAUUAUUAUUUCCGAGAUUCUUCUUUGUUUCUGAUCCUGCUUUACUUGAAAUUUUGGGACAAGCAAGUGAUUCGCAUACUAUUCAAGCUCACCUACUGGGUGUUUUUGACAAUACAAAGAGUGUGGAAUUUCAUGAAAAAGAUUACGAUAGUAUUAUUGCUAUCAUAUCAAGUGAAGGAGAAACCAUUCCUCUUGAAAAGAAAGUAGAUGCAAAAGGAAAUGUGGAAUUAUGGCUAACUGACCUAUUAAAAAAUGCUCAAUCAUCAUUGCACACUAUCAUACGAGAUGCAGCCGUUACAAUUAAAGAUCCCUCUUUUGAUAUGAUGAAUUUUUUCAACGUAUUUGCAUCACAGGUCGGUUUACUUGGAAUACAAAUGAUCUGGACAAGAGAUGCGGAGGAAGCAUUAAAAAACGCAAGGUCAGACAGAGGUGUUAUGAAGAAGACAAACCAAUACUUUCUCGAGAUGUUGAAUGCACUUAUUGAUGUCACGAUCCGUGACUUAACAAAGAUGGAAAGAACUAAAUUCGAAACACUUGUCACAAUUCACGUUCACCAACGUGAUAUUUUUGAUGACUUGGUCAAAAUGCACAUUCGAGAUGUUACGGACUUUGAAUGGUUAAAACAAUCUCGCUUCUACUUUCAAGAAGAAAAUGAUGCUUGCUUAGUUUCUAUAACAGAUGUUGAUUUCCACUAUCAGAAUGAAUUUUUAGGAUGUACCGACCGACUUGUCAUUACACCACUCACAGACAGGUGUUAUAUUACUAUUGCACAAGCAUUGGGAAUGUCGAUGGGUGCGGCUCCUGCUGGACCUGCUGGAACUGGAAAAACAGAAACUACGAAGGACAUGGGUAAAGCUUUAGGAAAAUAUGUGGUUGUAUUUAAUUGUUCUGAUCAGAUGGAUUUCAGAGGUUUGGGGAGAAUUUAUAAAGGCUUAGCUCAGAGUGGAGCAUGGGGAUGUUUCGAUGAAUUCAAUCGCAUUGAAUUGCCGGUGUUAUCAGUCGCAGCACAGCAAAUUUAUAUUGUUUUGACGGCCAAGAAAGAACGCAAACCCGAAUUUAUUUUCUCUGAUGGAGAUGUUGUGUCGCUUAAUCCAGAGUUUGGCAUUUUUUUAACCAUGAAUCCAGGCUAUGCAGGACGUCAGGAACUUCCUGAGAAUCUGAAAGUUCAGUUUCGUACUGUUGCUAUGAUGGUACCUGAUCGUCAAAUUAUCAUGCGUGUAAAACUUGCUAGUUGUGGUUUCUUAGAAAAUGUGAUCCUUGCGCAAAAAUUCUACACGUUGUAUAAAUUGUGUGAAGAGCAGCUGACGAAACAAGUACAUUAUGAUUUUGGUUUAAGAAAUAUCUUAUCAGUAUUGAGAACAUUAGGAGCAUCUAAAAGACAGAAUCCUGAUGACAGUGAAAGUACAACUGUUAUGAGAGUGUUGCGAGAUAUGAACCUGUCUAAAUUGGUUGAUGAGGACGAACCUUUAUUUUUAAGUUUGAUUAAUGAUUUGUUUCCUGGAAUUGUUCUUGAAAAAGCUGGGUAUCCAAGGAUGGAAGCAUCUAUUCAAAAGAACGUGGAAGAAAAUGGACUAGUGUAUCACCCACCUUGGGUGCUGAAGUUGAUUCAACUGUUUGAAACUCAGCGAGUUCGUCAUGGACUUAUGUGUUUGGGACCAAGUGGUGCUGGCAAAACUGUUUGUAUAAACAUGCUUAUGAAAGCACUUGGAGAUGCUGGUGAACCUCACCGUGAGUUGCGUAUGAAUCCGAAAGCUAUCACAGCACCACAAAUGUUUGGUAGACUUGAUGCUGCUACCAAUGAUUGGACAGAUGGUAUUUUCUCUACAUUAUGGAGGAAAACAUUAAAGACUAAAGCAGGAGAAAAAGUUUGGCUUAUUCUUGAUGGGCCAGUGGAUGCCAUUUGGAUUGAAAAUUUAAACUCAGUGCUUGAUGACAAUAAAACAUUGACACUUGCAAAUGGUGAUCGAAUUCCCAUGUCACCGUGUUGUAAGAUCUUAUUUGAAGUGCAUAAUGUUGAUAAUGCAUCACCAGCUACUGUGUCAAGAGUGGGGAUGGUGUUUAUGAGUUCGUCAAUUCUCGAUUGGAGACCAUUUUUGGAGGGUUGGUUGAAAUCUAAAUGCUCACCACAAGAAGCUGAUUUGAUUCAACAGACAUUUAAUAAUGUUUUUGAUGGUUUGUUAGCCAUUCUUUAUCAGACACUCAAUCCUAAAAUGGAUCUGCUACAGAUCAAUGUUGUAAAGCAGGCGAUUGAUUUAUUGGAUGGUUUAAUACCAAACCGAGUAGAACAUGGUGCUUUACCGACUGCUCAUUUAAACAAACUAAUUGUGUUUGCUUUAAUGUGGAGUGCUGGUGCGCUGUUGGAGUUGGACGAUCGUGUAAAGAUGGAAGCACAUAUGCGUUCAUUGAAGUGUUUAGAUCUUCCUGUCAUAUCUGCAGAUUCUGGUGAAACCAUAUUUGAAUAUGUUGUGGAUGAUAAUGGUGAGUGGGAACAUUGGCGUAAUCGCGUUCAAGAAUACAUCUAUCCCUCAGAUAGCAAGCCUGAAUACUCUUCUAUUUUGGUACCGAAUGUUGACAAUGUGUGUACAGACUUCCUUACACAUACCAUUGCAAAGCAAGGAAAGUCUGUGCUACUAAUUGGAGAACAAGGUACUGCCAAGACUGUCAUGGUGAAAGGUUAUAUGUCCAAGUAUGAUCCAGAACAACAUAUGAGCAAAGCAUUUGCAUUCUCUUCUGCUAGUACACCAGAUUUAUUUCAGAGAACCGUGGAAAGCUAUGUUGACAAACGUGUUGGUACGACCUAUGGUCCGCCUGCUGGAAGAAAAAUGACUGUCUUUGUUGAUGACAUCAACAUGCCCAUCAUUAAUGAAUGGGGAGAUCAGAUCACUAAUGAAAUCACACGGCAAACAAUGGAAAUGGGUGGUUUCUAUAACCUUGAUAAACCUGGUGAAUUUACAACAAUUGUGGAUAUUCAAUUCAUUGGUGCUAUGAUACACCCAGGAGGAGGACGAAAUGACAUACCUCAGCGAUUAAAGAGACAGUUCUCAGUAUUUAACUGUACACUUCCAUCAAAUGCAUCCAUUGAUAAAAUCUUUGGCAUUAUUGGAUGUGGUUGGUUUUGCCCGGCUCGUUUUGAACCUGGAAUUUGUGAGAUGGCAGAAAAACUUGUGUCGUGCACACGCACAUUGUGGCAGAAAACGAAGAUUAAAAUGUUGCCAACUCCUGCAAAGUUUCAUUACGUGUUCAAUUUACGUGAUUUGUCUCGUAUUUGGGAAGGCAUGUUGAACAUUUCAAGUGAUGGUGCUAGUGAAGCUAAAACAUUGUUAAAUUUAUGGAAGCACGAAUGCACCAGAGUAAUUGCAGAUAGGUUUACUAAUGAGGAGGAUAAGGUUUGGUAUGAAAAAUGCAUGACAAUAUCUGUAUGUGAAGAAAUUGGUGAGGAUGUUGCAGAAAUGUUAGACAAGGAACCAUUUUUUGUUGAUUUCUUGAGAGACGCGCCGGAACCUACAGGUGACGAGGGAGAAGAUGUUGAUUUAGAUGCGCCGAAAGUGUACGAACAGGUUCCAGAUUUAAACUUCUUAUCUGAUAAACUGGGAUUUUACAUGGCACAGUACAAUGAAAUGGUGCGCGGUGGAUCGUUAGAUCUCGUGUUCUUUAAAGAUGCGAUGGUACAUUUAGUUAAGAUAUCAAGAAUCAUUCGAACAGCACGUGGCAACGCUCUACUAGUCGGCGUCGGAGGGUCAGGAAAGCAAUCUUUAACAAGACUAGCAUCGUUUAUUGCUGGUUACAAAAACUUUCAAAUCACUUUGACUCGAUCAUACAACCAAACUAACUUGAUGGACGAUCUAAAAUACUUGUAUCGGGUUGCUGGUGGUGAAGGGAAUGGGAUCACUUUUAUUUUUACUGACAACGAAAUCAAAAGUGAAGGUUUCUUAGAAUUCAUUAACAACGUGUUGUCGUCUGGAGAGGUUUCAAAUCUGUUUGCGAGAGAUGAAUUGGACGAGAUAACUAAUGAUUUAGUGGCUGUCAUGAAGAAAGAACAUCCAAGGAUUCCGCCUACACAAGAUAAUCUUUACAAUUACUUUAUAUCACGUGCUAGAAAUAACCUUCAUGUUGUGCUUUGCUUCUCACCUGUUGGCGAUAAAUUCCGCACGAGAGCAUUAAAGUUUCCAGGUCUGAUCAGUGGAUGCACUAUGGAUUGGUUCAGUCGAUGGCCAAAAGACGCUCUUAUUGCUGUAGCUGAUUACUUCUUGUCUAAAUUUGACAUAGUGUGUACUGCAGAAACUAAACAUUCAGUUGUGGAGACUAUGGGUGUGAUUCAUGAUGGUGUAGCUGAGUCUUGUGUAGAUUACUUUGAGAGAUUCCGUCGACAAACGCAUGUUACGCCAAAGUCUUACCUCUCUUUUAUUGACGGCUACAAAAACAUUUAUGCGGAGAAAAAAUCAGAAAUAGGCGAACUUGCAGGACGCAUGAAAACAGGUCUUGAUAAACUAAUCGAGGCAACAGAAUCCGUGGCCGAACUAUCUAAAGAAUUAGUGGUCAAGGAAAAAGAUUUGCAGGUUGCGUCUGUGAAGGCGGAUAAGGUUUUGAAGGAGGUGACUGAGAAGGCUCAAGCAGCUGAAAAAGUGAAAGCUGACGUACAGAAAGUAAAAGACAAGGCGCAAUCGAUUGUGGAAGAAAUUGAAGUUGAUAAAGCGUUUGCUAUGGACAAAUUAGAAGCAGCAAGACCUGCUCUUGAAGAAGCAGAAAGAGCCCUGCAAACGAUUAAACCUGCACAUAUAUCAACCGUACGAAAGUUGGCCAAACCGCCCCAUCUUAUCAUGAGAAUUAUGGAUGCUGCUCUCAUAUUAUUUCGCCGUCCUCUUAAUCCUGUUGUUGCUGAUCCAGCUUAUCCAUGUCCUACACCGUCCUGGGCAGAAUCAUUAAAAUUGAUGAGCUCGUCAACCUUCUUGCAAGGCUUAAUGACAUUCGAUAAAGACACGAUUACAGAAGAAAUGGUGGAACUUUUAGAUCCGUACUUAUUGAUGCCGGAUUAUACUUUAGAGGGAGCUAAAAAGAGUUGCGGUGAUGUAGCUGGUCUCCUGCAGUGGACAAAAGCUAUGUCCUUCUUCUAUGGUGUCAACAAGGAGGUGCUACCACUAAAGGCUAACUUGAUUGUGCAAGAAGCUAAACUGAAUAUUGCGCAAGCAGAUUUAAAUGCAGCGCAAGCCACACUUGAUGAGAAGCAGGCUGAACUCGACGAAGUGCAAGCUAUGUAUGAUGCUGCGAUGAAAGAAAAACAGGACUUGCUAGAUGAUGCUGAGAGUUGUAAGAAAAAGAUGGAAGCAGCUUCCCAAUUAAUUGAUGGACUCAGCGGUGAGAGAGUUCGAUGGACACAACAAAGUAAGGAAUUUCAAGCACAAAUCGGAAGACUUGUCGGCGAUGUAUUGCUCGCUACUGGUUUUUUGUCAUACUCUGGUCCUUUCAAUCAAGCGUUUCGAACGAAGCUGCGAAACAAUUGGCAAUCGAAACUGAAAAAAAAGAAAAUUCCAUAUUCUGAAGACCUGAACAUUACAGCAAUGCUUGUCGAUAACGCCACAAUUGGAGAGUGGAAUUUGCAAGGUUUGCCAAACGAUGAUUUGUCUAUUCAAAAUGGUAUCAUUGUAACGAAGGCAACUCGCUAUCCUUUGUUGAUUGACCCUCAAACGCAGGGUAAAUCAUGGAUCAAAAACAAAGAAAAAAAUAAUGAAUUACAGGUGUCCACGUUGAAUCACAAAUAUUUUCGAACUCACUUAGAAGAUUGCCUAUCACUUGGUCGACCCCUUUUAUUGGAAGACAUCGGCGAAGAACUUGACCCAGCACUUGAUAACGUAUUGGAAAAGAAUUUUAUUAAAUCUGGUAGUACCUUUAAGGUGAAAGUUGGCGACAAGGAGUGUGACGUCAUGAAUGGAUUUCGUUUGUAUCUUACGACCAAACUUGGUAAUCCCGCCUACACACCCGAGGUCAGUGCUCGCACGGCUAUUAUCGACUUUACUGUCACCAUGAAAGGUCUGGAAGAUCAGCUACUUGGUCGUGUCAUCAAUACAGAGAAACAGGAGUUAGAAUCCGAGAGAGUGAAACUCAUGGAAGAUGUGACAGCAAAUAAAAGAAAGAUGAAAGAGUUAGAAGAUAAUCUGCUCUACCGUUUAACAAGUACUCAAGGUUCACUUGUCGAAGAUGAAUCAUUAGUUGCUGUGUUAAAAACCACCAAAGAAACUGCUCAAGAAGUCAGCGAGAAGUUAAUUAUUGCAAGUGAGACGGAGAUCAAAAUCAAUGUGGCACGAGAAGAGUUUCGACCGGUCGCAACUCGCGGUAGCAUUUUGUAUUUCUUAGUUGUUGAGAUGAGUAUGGUGAAUAUUAUGUAUCAAACAUCACUUCAACAGUUCUUGCAACUUUUUGAUUCCUCUAUGGCAAAGUCAGAUAAGUCACCGAUUACAACGAAGAGGAUAACAAACAUUAUUGAUUAUCUGACGUUCGAAGUUUUCAAAUAUGCUGCACGUGGGUUGUAUGAGAAAGACAAGUUCAUGUACACUAUACUGCUCUCACUGAAAAUUGAUUUAGAGAAGGGCACAGUGAAACACGAAGAAUUUCAGUCGUUUAUUAAGGGUGGAGCAGCGUUGGAUUUGAAAACAGUUCAGCCGAAACCAUAUAAGUGGAUAUCAGAUAUGACAUGGCUUAACUUAGUGCAGCUUAGCAAGUUACCGACUUUCGGAGGAAUCUUAGAUCAGGUUACACGAAACGAAUCUGCAUGGAAACAUUGGUUUGACAAAGAUGCACCAGAAGACCACCCUAUUCCAGAUGGCUACCAAACAUCCCUGGACACAUUUCGAAAGUUACUUUUAAUCAGGUCGUGGUGUCCAGACCGAACACUUUUUCAAGCCAGAAGAUACAUUGCAGAGGCGAUGGGUGAGAAAUUCGCCGAAGGAGUCAUAUUAAAUUUGGAGGCCACUUGGGAGGAGAGUGACAUACACACUCCCCUGAUUGGUUUACUGUCAAUGGGUUCCGAUCCAACCAGUGCUAUAGAAGGACUUGCAAAGAGACAUGGCAUUGAAUGUCGUGCGAUCUCGAUGGGACAAGGCCAAGAGGUUCACGCGCGAAGAUUGUUGCAACAGAGCUGCACUGGUGGUGGUUGGGUCCUUUUACAAAACUGUCAUCUUGGACUUGAUUUCAUGGAUGAACUGUUAGAAUACGUUUUAACUCUUGCAUCUGCUCACGAUUCGUUUCGUAUUUGGAUCACCACCGAGGUUCAUCCGAAAUUUCCGAUCGGAUUGCUGCAGACGUCGAUCAAGUUUACAAACGAACCUCCGCAAGGUGUCAAAGCCGGUCUGAAGAGAACUUACGCAGGUGUUACACAGGAUCAACUCGAUAUUUGUGCAAUGAAACAGUGGAAACCUAUGUUAUACGCUGUAGCAUUUUUGCAUACUUGUGUUCAGGAAAGACGAAAGUUUGGUCCACUUGGUUGGAACAUUCCCUAUGAAUUCAACCAAUCAGAUCUUACAGCGACUGUGCAAUUCGUUCAGAAUCAUUUAGAUGAUUUGGAUCAUAACUCUAGCGUGUCUUGGAACACAGUACGUUAUAUGAUUGGUGAAGUACAAUAUGGUGGUAGAGUGACAGAUGACUAUGAUAAGAGGUUGUUAAAUACUUAUGCAAAGGUUUGGUUUUGUAACGAGAUGUUCGCAGAUUCGUUCUGCUUCUUCAAAGGAUAUAACAUUCCCAAGUGUAACAAUAUAAACGAAUUUAAGGACGCGAUUAAUAAACUACCUGCUAUGGACACCCCAGAGGUGUUUGGUCUCCAUCCUAAUGCUGACAUAACGUACCAAACCAACACAACCAAAGAAACGUUGGAAACAAUUCUAAACAUUCAACCUAAGGAUAGUGGAGGUGGUUCUGGUGAAACAAGAGAGGGAAUUGUGAUGAGACAAGCUCAAGAUAUGUUGUCAAGAUUACCUGUUGAUUACGUACCACACGAAGUUCGUGCUUGUUUACAAAAAAUGGGUGCUUUAACACCACUGAACAUUUUUUUGCGUCAAGAGAUUGAUCGUAUGCAACGUGUUAUCACAGUUGUUCGUAACACGCUUACUGAUUUGCAACUUGCUAUCGAAGGAACUAUUAUAAUGAGUGAAAAUUUGCGUGAUGCGCUUGAUAAUAUAUUCGACGCAAGAGUUCCAAGACUCUGGGAAAAGAUCUCUUGGGCUUCAUCAACUAUUGGUUUUUGGUAUACGGAAUUGAUUGAACGAAAUCAACAGUUUUCUAAAUGGGUGUUCAAAGGACGUCCAAGAGUGUUUUGGAUGACUGGUUUCUUCAAUCCGCAAGGUUUUCUUACUGCAAUGAGACAGGAAGUGACUCGCGCCCACAAAGGUUGGGCGUUAGAUUCUGUUGUGUUGCACAACGAUGUUGUGAAGCAGAUGAAAGAGGACAUCACAAGUGCUCCUGCGGAGGGAGUCUAUGUCCACGGUUUAUAUUUGGAUGGUGCAUCUUGGGAUCGUAAGAAUUGCAAAUUGACGGAAUCUGCACCGAAGACAUUAUUUUCGCUGUUACCAGUGGUUCAUGUUUAUGCAAUCAAUAACACGGGACCAAAAGAUCCACGAUUAUACAUGUGUCCUGUUUACAAGAAGCCACGACGUACAGAUCUAACGUACAUCACUCCGUUGUGGUUACGUACAACACAAAGUCCAGAUCAUUGGAUUUUAAGAGGCGUUGCCUUGCUAUGUGAUAUCAAAUAAAAACUGAUACAUUGACAAUUUAAAUAUAAUAGUUCUAAAACUUUGUUAAGUAGCAUUUCCCUUUUAUAAAUUCCAACUGAAAAUAAUUUGUAUAUAGUGUAUCUGAAAAAACGCGUAAUUGAA
This is a messenger RNA of Hydractinia symbiolongicarpus, 14189 nucleotides long. Its product is annotated as dynein axonemal heavy chain 8-like. The transcript is spliced from 83 exons. Gene Ontology annotation, cellular component: dynein complex. NCBI's taxonomy places the organism in Eukaryota, Metazoa, Cnidaria, Hydrozoa, Anthoathecata, Hydractiniidae. The record is from RefSeq and is a predicted model, not a curated record. The coding region runs from base 309 to 14066 and encodes 4585 amino acids. Gene Ontology annotation, biological process: microtubule-based movement. Gene Ontology annotation, molecular function: minus-end-directed microtubule motor activity; ATP hydrolysis activity; dynein intermediate chain binding.